Messenger RNA from Callorhinus ursinus (northern fur seal), 1382 nucleotides. RefSeq names its product glycine N-acyltransferase-like. Gene Ontology annotation, molecular function: glycine N-benzoyltransferase activity; glycine N-acyltransferase activity. Gene Ontology annotation, biological process: glycine metabolic process. Gene Ontology annotation, cellular component: mitochondrion. The record is from RefSeq and is a predicted model, not a curated record. NCBI's taxonomy places the organism in Eukaryota, Metazoa, Chordata, Mammalia, Carnivora, Otariidae.
AGGGCUGCAUCUCACAAGAGCUGACACUCAGACUUUUUUGCUUACAUGCAAGGUCUGCUCAGUAAUUUCUGAAGGAGACAAACCUAAACGCAGUCUGCAAAACCCUGCCGAACUGACAGCAUCAGAGGGAAAUUUCAUCCUCUAGGAGUCUGCUCUUCUUCAUUUGUUCCUGGGGACACCUGCAAGGAUUGGUGUGGAGACAACUUUCCAGGUUAAAGUAUCUUCCACAAUGUUCCCAUUGCAAGGUGCCCAGAUGCUGCAGACACUGGAGAAAGCCCUGAGAAAGAGCCUUCCUGAAUCUUUAAAGGUUUAUGGGACUGUCUUCCACAUAAACCAGGGAAAUCCAUUCAAGCUGAAGGCCCUGGUGGACAAGUGGCCUGAUUUUACAACAGUGGUUAUCCGCCCUCAGGAGGAGGAGAUGAUAGAUGAUUUUGAUCAUUACACCAAUACUUACCAAAUCUACUCCAAGGACCUCAAGAACUGUCAGGAAUUCCUUGGCUCACCAGAAGUCAUCAACUGGAAACAGCAUUUGCAGAUCCAAAGUUCACAGCCCAGCCUGAAUGAAGUGAUAGAAAAUCUUGCAGCCUCUCAAUCUGUCCAAGUCAAGCAAACACAGUGCUUUCUCUAUAUGAUGGCUAAAGCAGUAAAGAAACUGGUUCCUUCCCUGCUGGACAUAAAGAAGUUAUCACCCAGCGGUGGCAAACCCAAGGCUAUCAACCAAGAGAUGUUUAAAUUCUCCUCCCUGGAUGUUACCCACGCUCCCUUGGUGAAUAAAUUCUGGCAUUUCGGUGGCAAUGAGAGGAGCCAGAGAUUCAUCGAGCGCUGCAUCCGGACCUUCCCCACCUUCUGCCUGCUGGGGCCCCAGGGGACCCCUGUGUCCUGGGACCUGAUGGACCAGACAGGCGAGAUGCGGAUGGCGGGGACCGUGCCUGAGUACCGGGACCAAGGCCUUAUCUCUCACAUCAUCUAUUCCCAGACCCAGGCUCUAGACAAACUCGGCUUCCCCCUGUAUUCUCACACAGACAAGAAUAACAAAAUUAUGCAGAAGAUGUGUUACAGGCUGCAUUACGUCCCCAUGCCCUGUGACUGGAACCAGUGGUACUGUGUGCCUCUGUAAAGCAGCCCUGAACAUAAGACCAUGUCAGAUGGGCCUGGGCCUGGGUGGACAGAGGGAAAUAAGAAAUUGUAAAUGUAACCAUCACUAAAGGAAUGCCACUAUUUGGGCUCUGGGGAAGCAUCAUGAUUGGUCAACACAACCACCCUGGUCCCUGCACACAAAUUGCAGGUGGGCCUCUUUAGAUUUAUCAGUAUGAAACAGCCCCAGGUAUUCCCGAUGUGGCCCCUACAUAACUGAGCCCCCCACACACACUUCUGGGAUCACU